AUGGAUGAGAAGCGAGAUCUAUACAAAAUUUUAAGCCUUCCGCAGAGUGCAUCAAAGCAGCAAAUACAAAAAGCUUAUUAUAAAUUAGCAAUACAAUGGCACCCAGAUAAAAAUAAAUCAACAGAAUCACCUAUAAGAUACGAAGAAAUAUCAACUGCUUAUCAUACUCUUUAUGAUAAUAAGUCAAGAGCCUUUUAUGAUUUGUUUAAUUAUCCCCGUAUCUCACUCCCAAGUGCUCAUAGGGCACCAGUUAAACGGCCUCUUGACCCACUUUUUGACUUUUCAGCAGCUGAUAAAGAAGAAAAUGAGAUCUGAAGUAAAUUAGAAAAAGUGAUGAAAGGGAUUAAAUCUGACUUUUCAUUUAAAUCAAAUAUAAAAGUGCAAAAAAGAAGCGAAAACGAAGAUGUGUACACAGCAAAAAUAGAAAACAGCCCAAUAUCUAAGCUUGAGCCAGAACGAACUCCAAUUUAA
This is a messenger RNA of Blepharisma stoltei, 471 nucleotides long. The record is from the annotation of a GenBank genome assembly. Lineage: Eukaryota; Ciliophora; Heterotrichea; Heterotrichida; Blepharismidae.